AUCAUGAACUACCUGCGUCGACGACUCUCGGACAGCAAUUUCAUGUCCAACCUGCCCAAUGGCUACAUGACCGAUCUCCAACGCCCCGACCCGCCGCAGCAAAGCCCCGCAGUGUCGCCGGGGCCGGCGGAGAGGCGCCAGUCCACGAGCCAGCCGCAGCCCGCAGGUGGAGGCUCCGGCUUCUUCUCAUCCAUAUCCAAUGCUGUCAAACAGACUACGGCAGCCGCGGCUGCGACCUUAUCCGAGGCGGCCGACCGGGCAGGAGUCUCCAGCAGUGCCAAGAUCCUCCUGGUUAUCGACGACCAGCAGACCGACUGGGUGAAGGUCUUCAGAGGAAGAAAGGUCCACGGUGAAUUUGACAUCAAGGUAGAACAGGCAGAGUUCUCUGAAAUCAACCUGGUGGCCAAUUCCACAGGCACCUACAAUGUGGACGUCGAUGCAAUCAGGAACGGGCAUAAGGUCACUAAAUCCUUUAAGCCAGACUUUGUGCUGAUCAGACAGCAUGCCUUCAGCAUGGACAAGAACGGAGACCACCGGAACAUGGUGAUCGGGCUGCAGUACGCCGGACUGCCAAGUGUUAACUCUUUGCACUCUGUCUACAAUUUCUGUGACAAACCAUGGGUGUUUGCUCAGAUGUCUAGACUCUACAAGCAACUGGGCCCAGAGGAAUUCCCACUGAUUGAACAGGUUUACUAUCCAAACCACAAGGAAAUGAUCACCUCCCCUCGGUUCCCUGUCGUGGUAAAGAUGGGCCAUGCUCACUCAGGAAUGGGAAAGGUGAAAGUGGACAAUCAAUAUGAUUUUCAAGAUAUUGCCAGCGUCGUGGCACUGACCAAGACUUACGCCACAUCUGAGCCAUUCAUCGACGCCAAGUACGACGUCCGCAUCCAGAAGAUCGGUGACAAUUACAAAGCUUACAUGAGAACAUCAAUUUCUGGGAACUGGAAAACCAACACUGGCUCAUCUAUGCUGGAACAGGUGGCCAUGUCAGACAAGUACAGAAUGUGGGUGGACUCGUGCGCUGACAUCUUUGGAGGGCUGGAUAUCUGUGCUGUGGAGGCUCUACAUGGCAAAGAUGGCAAGGACUACAUCAUAGAGGUCGAUGACUGUUCAAUGCCGCUGAUUGGGGACCAGCAGGACGAGGAUCGCGUUCAGAUCGCAGACUUGGUGAUUUCUAAGAUGAACCAGGCUGUUCCACACACAUCAAGCUCUUCCACAGUCCGUUCAGCAGCAGGACAGCCAGCACAGAAAGCAGUGUCUCCUCAGCCUGUCUCACAGCCCAGAGUCCCACAGCCUCAGCAGCGCCCCUCACCUCAGGGUGGUCCUCAGCAAAGUCCCCCACCCCAGCAGCGCCCACAGCCUCAAGGUCAACCUCCUGCACAGGCCCAGCAAUCUGCUGCCAGCCCUGCUACGGGUGACCCCAGUGCCCAGACUAAGGCCAACCAAGGACCUGCAGCCCAGCCACGGGCACCAGGUCAGGGAGCUCCUCAAGGCCAGAGACCUUCUUCUGGUCAGGGCUCUCCUCAGCGAAGCCAGGGAGGUUCACCUCAAGCCCAGAGGCAACAGUCUGUCUCCCAGCAGCAGCAGAAACCAGGAGGCCCCGGCCAGAAACCCCCAACAGGUCAACCCCAGCAGCAGAGGCCCGCACAGCCCCCUAGGCAGCAGUCGCAGGGGGGCUCACAGCAACAGAGGGCUCCUGGCCAGCAAGGUCGCCCUGGGGCAGCCACCACCCAGCAGCCCCGACCUGCCGCUCAAGGCCACGGGGGCCCAGGAGGACGACCCCCACUGCAGCAAAAGCCUCAGCCCCCUCAAAAGCCCAGUCAGGACAACCCGGCUAUGGGCGGCUCUCCACAACUAAACAAGUCCCAGUCUCUUACCAAUACCUUCAACAUUCCAGAAACCCCAGCGCCGCGAGCCAGCCUUAGCCAGGAUGAGGUGAAGGCUGAAACCAUACGCAAUCUACGCAAAUCUUUUGCCAGUCUCUUCUCAGACUGA
Chelmon rostratus (copperband butterflyfish) is the source of this 1995-nucleotide messenger RNA. RefSeq names its product synapsin I (gene syn1). Gene Ontology annotation, cellular component: synaptic vesicle; synaptic vesicle membrane. The transcript is spliced from 13 exons. The record is from RefSeq and is a predicted model, not a curated record. Gene Ontology annotation, molecular function: ATP binding. The coding region runs from base 4 to 1995 and encodes 663 amino acids. Gene Ontology annotation, biological process: neurotransmitter secretion. Lineage: Eukaryota; Metazoa; Chordata; Actinopteri; Chaetodontiformes; Chaetodontidae.